AGAGUCUCUGAGACAGAGAGAGAGGCCAAGCGGAGGCAGCUCAAGAAGCGCGCAGAGUUCAGCCAAACUCCUUGGGCAGCAGUGAGCCCAUACAGUUCAGUUUAGGACUGGGCAGUGGCGGCACCUGAAUCCCUGAAGUCUGGGAGACCAAUCCCAAACGCCGGAAGCGUUGGCGGCGACCGCUCCCAGGGGAAUUGGCCAAGCAGACUAGGGAAAGAAAAAGGGAGGGAGGAAAGGCAAAGCUCAACCAGAAAGGAGCGGAACUAGGACCCGCCGCCCCCUCUACCACAGCCACCGCUACUACCACUGCCACCACCACCACCGCCACCAGCCAUCAUGUUCCUUGCCCUUCCCAGCUCCAGCCUCAAAUAAAAGGCAGAGACAGUUCCUGAACUUUUCUGCCACUUGCUGUGAAGAACAACCUGCCUCCUUACACCCCCCACCCCCGCCCCUCUUUCCGCUGCCCUGAAUAUUCAGGAAUAGGGUGGAGAGGAGUGAGAGGGCUGAGCCUGAGUCCUUCUGAUCCACCUUGCGCCCGGAAUAUGUGAAAAGUGACUAUGGGGAAACGUUGAUAAACUUGUUCAGAAACCCCUGAAAGGAGACACAGGAAGACAUCUGGGGACUCAGAGAAAGAGAGGGGUACCAUUGGCCAGAGAAGAGGAGGAGGUAAAGGAGGAGGAGGAGGAGGAGGUGGUGGUGAAAAGGCUGAUUGUACAGCCCCAACGGACCUGAGCGCAGUAAUGUCAACAUGAUGUUUUACACAAGUCGAAUGUGGAGCUGUCAUUGGAAAUGGAAACUGCAUCCUCUUCUGGUCUUCCUUACCUUAUAUGUUAUUUGUAUUCAUCAUUCAGUUUGGGGAUGUGCCAACUGCAGAGUCACACUCUCCAACCCUUCUGGGAUUUUUACCUCUCCAUGCUACCCCAAUGAAUACCCAAACAGCCAGGUUUGCAUGUGGACCCUCCGAGCUCCAACUGGAUACAUCAUUCAAAUAACAUUUAAUGAUUUUGAUAUUGAAGAAGCUCCCGAUUGCAUUUAUGAUUCAUUAUCCCUUGACAAUGGAGAAAGCCAGACUAAAUUUUGUGGAGCAACUGCCAAGGGUUUAUCAUUUAACUCAAGUGCGAAUGAGAUGCAUGUGUCCUUUUCAAGUGACUUCAGCAUCCCGAAGAAAGGCUUCAAUGCCAGCUACAUCCGAGUUGCUGUGUCCCUGAGGAAUCAGAAAGUCAUUAUUCCCCAGACCACAGAUGCUAACCAGGUGUCUGUUGCAAAAACUGUCUCGAUUCCAGAACUCAGUGCAUUCACUGUAUGUUUUGAAGCAACAAAAAUUGGCAAUGAAGACGACUGGAUAGCUUUCUCUUACUCAGAUGCUUCAUCAACACAAUUGCUGAGCUUUGGAAAGGUCAAAAGGGGAUACUUCCUCUCUAUCUUCGGUGUGGAAUGCCCACUAAACAAGGUUUUAUCAGUAGAUUCACAGGAAGAUAUUUUCACUGAAAACUUUGAACAACUGUGCCUAACUUGGAAUAGCUCUUUAGGCUCUGUCAGCGUGAAUUUCAAAAGGAGCUAUGAAACAGUUAUAUGCAAUUCUACCAUUAGCAAGGUUAUUCCUGGGAAUGGGAAAUUGCUGCUGGGUUCCAACCAAAAUGAAAUAGCCUCUUUAAAAGGGGACAUUUACAACUUUCGCCUUUGGAAUUUUAACAUGAAUUCCAAAACUCUGUCCAACCUCAGCUGUAAUGUGAAAGGGAACGUUGUCGACUGGCAAAAUGAUUUUUGGAAUAUCCCGACCUCAGUUCUGAAAGCUGAAAACAACCUAAGUUGUGGUUCAUAUCUGAUUCCACUGCCAGCAUCAGAACUCACUAGCUGUGCAGACCUGGGAACCCUUUGUCAAGCUACUGUAAACUCUCCUACUACACCACCCAUUGUCACCACUAACAUGCCUGUUACUAAUAGAGUCGAUAACCAAAGGAAUGAUGGCAUAAUUUACCGUAUUUCAAUGAUUAUUCAAAACAUGCUACACCAACCUGAGGUGAAAGUACAGAGCAAAGUUGCAGAAUGGCUCAACUCGACUUUCCAAAAUUGGAAUUAUACAGUCUAUGUGGUCAAUAUCAGUCUUCAUAUGAACACCGGAGAAGAGAAGAUAAAAGUCAAAAGAAGUACUGAAGAUGAUCAAAGGUUGAUGAUUUGGGCCCUUUUAGUUUAUAAUGACACCAAUAACAUCAGCUUGGAAGGCCAACUCAUUGAGGAGAAGCUCUUAGGAAGCAAUGAAUCUUUAGGUGAUGGCUUGCGGCUGUAUACUGUGAGUGUGAAACAAAUUGGGACAUGUCCAGAAAAUGAACACCCUGAAGGGUAUAAAUGGUCAACCACAAAACCAGCUGUCCAAAUACAGCCAUGUAAAGGGAAGCCUGGCUAUUUUGCAUCACGAACUUGUCAUCAGGAUACAACAAACAAAACCUACUGGGGAACUCCUGAUUUAACAAAUUGUGCAGGAAUUACAAAUGAACUAGCCAAUGAACUUCUAAAUUUCACUAGUGAAGGACAAACCCUCACCUCAGCCAACAUAACCAGUAUUGUGGAAUACCUCAAAAAAAUUGUGAAUAAUGAAGAAAACAUUGAUAUAACUCUAGGCUCAACUGUAAUGACUAUAUUUUCCAAUAUCUUAACUAGUUCAGACAAUGAACUGCUGGAAUCUUCUUCUGAGGCUUUAAAAACCAUUGAUGAGUUGGCCUUUAAGAUAAAGCUAAGUAAUGAAGUACCUGUGAAUAUCACAACUAGAAAUUUGGCUCUGGGGGUGUCAUCUCUGACGCCAGAGACAUAUGAAGGUUCAACUUUCAGUAUUGGGCUUCCAAACAGUAAUGAUUCAUAUUUCCAGAUGGACUUUGAGACAGGUCAAGUGAAUUCUCUGGCUUCUGUCAUUUUGCCCCGAAGUUUACUUAUGAAUUUAAGUAAAGAAGAAUCUGAAUCAGUUAGAAGAGCUCAAUUUACUUUCUUCAACAAAACUGGACUUUUCCAGGAUGUAGAAACUCAGCGAGACAAGUUAGUGAGCUAUGUGAUGGCGUGCAGUAUUGGAAACAUUAGUAUCCGGGAUCUUCAGGAACCUGUCCAGGUUAUAAUCAAACAUACAAGAAAUCAGGUGCUACAUCCUAUCUGUGUCUUCUGGGACUUGAAUAAGAACAAAGGUUUUGGUGGCUGGAACACAUCUGGCUGUGUUGCACAGCAAGAAUCAAAUGAAAGUGAGACAGUGUGCUUGUGCAACCACCUCACCCACUUUGGGGUUCUGAUGGACCUUCAAAGAACUGCUUCACAGAUAGAUACACGAAACACGAAAGUCCUGACCUUUAUUACCUACAUUGGCUGUGGAGUUUCUGCCAUAUUUUCAGCAGCAACUCUCCUAACAUAUGUUGCUUUUGAAAAGCUACGGAGAGAUUAUCCCUCCAAAAUCUUGAUGAAUCUUAGUACUGCCCUAUUGUUUCUAAAUCUAAUUUUCCUCCUUGAUGGUUGGAUCACCUCAUUUGACAUUGAUGGACUCUGUGUAGCUGUUGCAGCCCUUCUACAUUUUUUCCUUCUGGCAACCUUCACGUGGAUGGGAUUGGAGGCUGUUCACAUGUACAUUGCUUUGGUUAAAGUGUUCAAUACUUAUAUUCGCCGGUAUAUAUUGAAAUUCUGCAUCAUUGGCUGGGGUUUGCCUGCUCUGGUGGUGACAGUUAUUCUAGCAAGUAGAAAUACAAAUGCAAAUGAAAUCUAUGGAAAAGAACGUUAUGGCCGAGACAUCAAGGAACAAGGCAAUGAGUUCUGUUGGAUUCAAGAUCCCGUGGUGUUUUAUGUGACCUGUGCAGGCUAUUUUGGAGUCAUGUUCCUCUUGAAUGUUGCCAUGUUCAUUGUUGUAAUGGUGCAGAUCUGCGGGAGGAAUGGGAAAAGAAGCAACAGGACUCUCCGAGAAGAGAUACUGAGGAACCUACGGAGUGUGGUUAGCCUCACUUUUCUCUUGGGCAUGACCUGGGGCUUUGCCUUCUUUGCCUGGGGACCCUUAAACAUUGCUUUCAUGUACCUUUUCUCCAUCUUCAAUUCAUUACAAGGCUUAUUUAUAUUCGUAUUUCACUGUGCUAUGAAAGAGAAUGUUCAGAAACAAUGGAGAAGACAUCUCUGCUGUGGAAGAUUUCGUUUAGCAGACAAUUCAGACUGGAGCAAGACAGCCACUAAUAUCAUCAAGAAAAGUUCAGAUAAUCUGGGGAAGUCAUUGUCAUCAAGCUCCAUUGGCUCUAACUCAACUUACCUUACAUCUAAAUCUAAAUCCAAUUCCACUACAUACUUCAAAAGAAACAGCCAUCCUGAGAGUAUUUUUGUGGACAAGCCAUCAUCAAAACUUACCCAUCUAGAUGGAGAACAAACAUCCAUCAUCCCUGUCCAUCAGGUCAUUGACAAAGUCAAGGGCUAUUGUAAUGUUCACUCUGACAACUUCUACAAAAACAUCAUCAUGUCAGACACGUUUGGCCACAGCACCAAGUUUUAAUUGGAUGGAAUCAGCUUCCAAACAGAGACCUACAAGCAACUCAAAGAAUAAGCCUGCCAACUAUAAAAGUGCCAUUACCUAAGUAGUACCAUGCAUUAGAAGGAUGUGUUUUUCAUUACAAACAUUGUGAGAUCUACAAUGGAACUCAUCUGUGCCUUCCUCCCCAUGUUGGAGCCUUCUCCCAUUUCCAAAAUCUGAGUUCUCUGAUGGCAACAUGACUCAGUAGCCACCAGGAACACUGUACUUUUUAGAGUUUAAUCACACCAAUCAGAACUAAAGAAUAUUAAAAAACCAGAGGACAAGGAAAAAACAACAGUCAAAAAAUCAAUCCCAAUUGAGAACUUACACUGAUGGUGAGUUGUUUUGGACAUCAUCGAUGGCUACAUAUUCUUCCCCUACAUUGAAGAAAACUAGAAUUUUCAUCACUAUAUAUGGCUGAUUCCCUAUAAGUCCUCCCCUAAUACUGGUUCCAUAUUUCCUUUUUGUGCCUUGCUUAUAGGUGAAAUUUCAAGCAGAUAAACAUUCAAUUUUUAAUUCUUUCAUCCAAAAAGUACAAAGAAUCAUUUAUUAGUUUAACUAUGCCAAAGCUAAUUGUUUAACACUUUAGCUUUUUGAGUAAGAGCACAUUUCCUCAACAUCUAGAUACCCUUGUCAACAUGCUAAAUUUCUGAAAUGUUUCACAGUUUCUGUACAUGUAACAUAUAAACAUAUAAAGCAUUGCAAGUUAAAGCAGUGUCAGGGUUCAAAUUUUACUAGUAAAUGCCAACUAGAGGAUGCCAAAUAGCACAUUUAAGAUAGAUAUUCCUCUUUUUUAAAGUAUGAUUGGAGAUACCUAAGGGUAAAGAUAAUUUGGUCUGUAAACAGAGCUGCCCCCAUUUUAAGAAAAGUGGCAUAGAGAGGCAAGCCAUGACCCUACCCUUUCCUCCCAGAAAUUAGACCAUGAAUAUACAUGGAAAAUUCCUGUCUGUUCCAGGGUCCUGGGGAGAUCAUCUAAAUAAUCCCCUAUGUUCUUUUACUCUCAAAGUAGAAGGGUUUAAAGUGCACACACCAGGAAUCCAACCAACUCUUCAAAUAUCUGUUCCUACAGACAGCCAAAGUAGCUGCUUAUACACUCAGAAGUUACACAUCUCCUGAUUCUGGAGUGUCUGCUAUUGGGAUGUCUGUACAUAAUUUCUCCGAUAUGCCAUGAAAUAGUUGGCCUGCUUGUGAGGGAAUUGGCACAAAUAGAUCAUAUUUGGGGUAUAACAAAAGUGCUUCAUCCUUCUGACUGCAUACAGAUGGGUGACAUUCUCAAGCUCUUGAAAAUAGCCUUAAUUGUUUUGAGGGUGCUACAAGGGAAUGGCUACUUGGUAAGUACUAUGUAGCAGAGGACAUUUUUACUUAGCAUCAAACAACAAUUGGUUUUAAUGGAGCUUUUUUCAGAAUUUGCUUCAGCACAGGCUGUACUUUUAAUAUUCACUCCAUGCCAUCUGGGAAGCAAAAUGGAAAGCCUCAGUUUUCUAGGUAGACAGCUACCCUUACUGUAAGAAAUGCUGCCUUGUGAGUAGAGCUGACCCACUUGGAAACCUGGACUGGAAACUUCCUUAAAUGCCUUUCUGACAAUUUGAGACAAUGGAUGGCUUGCUCUGUACCUUAGAACAGCAUGAGGCUUGUUCUUUUCCCUAAGGCAGCUCAAAGUGUUCCAAAUAUGCUUUAAAAUGUAAUACAUCUUUGAAUGUCACAGCCAAUGAUUCUAGGCUAAUAGUUUCAAAGAUUCUCUCUGCUGAGAAGCAGUUGCCAUUUUUUACUAGCUUGUUGAUAUUAUCAAAUGAUGAGAUGUUGAGUUUUUGCUUGUAUUCUCCUCUGCUUGGUUCUGUGGAAGAAUACUUGAAAUAUUCUCCCAGGAGGUAUGACCAGGUGACCCACCUGGCUACUACAGUAGAAAGUUGAGAGGCAAACAUUAAUGAUCAGAAAACAAAAUCUUACUAUUUUUGUAGAACAGGAAUUCAUAACCUUGUUUUGUGUCUUGGAUCUCUUUUAUAAGGCUGGUGAAGCCUAUGGAUCCCUUCUCAGAAUCAUAUUUCUAAAUGCAUAAUGUAAAAAAACUGAUUAUUUAAACAUUGUUAUAUGAAUAUAAAAUUUAUCUAAACUUUAAAGUUUAAGGACUCAAGGUUGAGACAUCAUUAGAGCCUAUCUUAGAUGAGAUUCAAUUCAUUUGAAAAUUUGAAUUUAUAUAUUCAGAGAAAUCCACGUGCCUUUACCUUAGCAAUCUAUCCUCUGUGCCAAUGUGCCUUUCUAUAGAUAUUCAUAAAAGAACUUAGCCAGCAUUUAUUGCUGAAACAUUACUAUCCAAAAAGUAGGUGUACUUAAUAGUCCUUAAGAUACAAUUUUAAAUAAAUCUGUUUUACAUUCCCAUUAAUACCGUUAUAAGAAGAUAUUCCUAAAACAGAUUGAAGAGGAGAAAAUAAUUGAACAUGAAGAUAUACGAGCAGAAUUGAGACAUAGAGUCAAAUUCUACCUUCAGUCCUGAAGUCUUUGCUCUCAAAAUGACAAAAGUGUGAAGGAGGAGGAAGAAUUUGGCUCAGGGACUACAAUGGCUUAAACCUUAAUAUCCAUUCUUUGAAAGUUAUGUCAGAUUAGCCUUGUUGUCCUUAAUAGAGAGCUGCCUCUUUUCUUUUUCUUUUUUUUUUACUACCAUGUAGUAGAGUUGCAAAUUAUCAGUCUCAGAUGCUUUCAGUUCUUGUCACCAUAGCUUUCAGUGUAAAGAUUUCCUUUGUCAAUAGCCUCCCUUGUACAUAUUUAUUUAUUUUUGUGUCUUAAAGUGUUAUUUUUUCAUAGCUUCAAUCUGUCUGCCUUUGUUGUUUUAAUGAACUUUUCUUUGGAAGGGAAAUUGUGGGUGGGGAGAGAAGAGAGAGAUAUUGUAUAUAUUUUCUAAACACUUUGUGAAAUAUUUUCUGUAGCACUCUGGUGAAGAAAAAUUACUGUGAGCUUAGAUUGAAAUUAUUAGUCAGUAAGAAAUUAGUUCAGUAGAUUUGCCAUUUUCCUAAAAUGGAAAAUAUUUUUAUAUACAUACUUAUGAUGUUAAUAUUCCAAAUUAUUAAAUUCCUUUAUGAGUGAA
Messenger RNA from Monodelphis domestica (gray short-tailed opossum), 7598 nucleotides. RefSeq names its product adhesion G protein-coupled receptor G6 (gene ADGRG6). The record is from RefSeq and is a predicted model, not a curated record. Gene Ontology annotation, cellular component: plasma membrane. Lineage: Eukaryota; Metazoa; Chordata; Mammalia; Didelphimorphia; Didelphidae. Gene Ontology annotation, molecular function: G protein-coupled receptor activity; laminin binding. Gene Ontology annotation, biological process: myelination in peripheral nervous system; cell surface receptor signaling pathway; heart trabecula formation.